Arabidopsis thaliana (thale cress) is the source of this 1320-nucleotide messenger RNA. It is a transcript of the gene TGG3, whose product is annotated as thioglucoside glucosidase 3. The record is from RefSeq and is marked reviewed. Gene Ontology annotation, molecular function: thioglucosidase activity; hydrolase activity, hydrolyzing O-glycosyl compounds. The transcript has 12 exons. Bases 1 to 1320 code for a protein of 439 amino acids. Gene Ontology annotation, biological process: carbohydrate metabolic process. Lineage: Eukaryota; Viridiplantae; Streptophyta; Magnoliopsida; Brassicales; Brassicaceae.
AUGAAGUUUCGUGCACUCGGCUUAGUUCUUCUAUUAGCAGUGGAGACUUGCAAAGCUGAAGAGAUUACGUGCGAAGAGACCAAGCCAUUCACAUGUAACCAAACUGAUCGUUUCAACAGAAAACAUUUCGAUGAUGACUUCAUCUUCGAAGGUGGAAAAGGCCGUGGCCUUAACGUUUGGGAUGGCUUCACUCACCGAUAUCCAGAGAAAGGAGGACCCGAUUUAGGGAAUGGAGACAGCACUUGUGGAUCAUAUGAGCACUGGCAGAAAGAUAUAGACGUAAUGACCGAACUCGGGGUUGACGGCUAUAGAUUCUCGCUUGCUUGGUCAAGAAUCGCUCCAAGGGAAUCAAACCAAGCAGGUGUUAAGUACUAUAACGAUCUCAUAGAUGGCCUCCUAGCAAAGAAUAUAACUCCUUUUGUUACCCUCUUCCAUUGGGACCUUCCUCAAGUUCUGCAAGAUGAAUAUGAAGGUUUCUUGAACCAUGAGAUCAUAGACGAUUUCAAAGAUUACGCGAAUCUAUGUUUCAAGAUAUUCGGUGAUAGGGUUAAGAAGUGGAUCACGAUCAACCAACUCUAUACCGUUCCUACUAGAGGUUAUGCAAUGGGAACAGAUGCACCGGAACCUUAUAUCGUUGCACAUAACCAGCUUCUUGCUCAUGCCAAAGUCGUCCAUCUUUACCGGAAAAAAUAUAAGCCAAAACAAAGAGGACAGAUUGGAGUUGUGAUGAUUACUAGAUGGUUUGUUCCAUAUGAUAGCACUCAAGCCAACAUAGAUGCGACUGAGAGGAACAAAGAAUUCUUCUUGGGAUGGUUCAUGGAGCCACUAACAAAAGGUAAAUACCCUGAUAUCAUGAGAAAACUUGUGGGUCGACGCCUUCCAAAGUUCAAUAAGAAAGAAGCCAAACUUGUAAAGGGUUCAUAUGAUUUUCUUGGUAUCAACUACUACCAAACUCAGUAUGUCUAUGCCAUUCCCGCAAAUCCUCCGAAUAGACUCACCGUCCUGAAUGACUCGCUCUCAGCAUUCUCAUAUGAAAAUAAAGAUGGUCCCAUAGGUCCAUGGUUCAAUGCAGAUAGUUAUUACCAUCCAAGAGGAAUUUUAAACGUGUUGGAGCACUUCAAAACUAAAUACGGAAACCCAUUAGUCUAUAUCACUGAGAACGGUGAGUUACUUAUCCUUUCUGGUUGCAAUGUGAAAGGAUACUUUGCUUGGUGUCUUGGGGAUAAUUAUGAAUUAUGGCCAUCAAGAUCAUUUCAUGUCUCCCCUUUCUACUUGCUCCAUAGAAAGGACAAAGGAGCGUUCCCUUCAUUCGAAGCAUAA